This is a messenger RNA of Cyprinus carpio (common carp), 8343 nucleotides long. Its product is annotated as diacylglycerol kinase eta-like. The record is from RefSeq and is a predicted model, not a curated record. Gene Ontology annotation, biological process: intracellular signal transduction; diacylglycerol metabolic process; lipid phosphorylation. Gene Ontology annotation, molecular function: protein binding; ATP-dependent diacylglycerol kinase activity. Lineage: Eukaryota; Metazoa; Chordata; Actinopteri; Cypriniformes; Cyprinidae.
UACAUACAGCACCUUUAAAGAGAAAAUGUCUUGUGGUUGAACCUGUCAACCCUGACGUUACUUUUUUUCGUACGUGUCUACAAUGUCCAAAUCUGCAGUCUAUCUGGCCGCUCGGUUGUGAGGCUCAGCCUGCUGGUGGUUCUGUAGUCGCUGCAGUUACAGGAGAAACAUCUGUCGCUGUCUCCUCGCCGUAGUUUGUGAGAGAGCCGUCCGCCGCUAGGGUUUGCUGCAGAGAUUUCCUCCCGCCGCUCCGAGCGCCUCCAGGCUUCAUGCAGUCAGAGAAGCGCUCAGGAGAGCCAGCAGCUGUGUUCAGGCAUGAAAAUGCACACAAGUUUCACAGCAGCUCAUUUAAAAUAGUGAAUGUCUGGAGGCAUGCAGUCGGGCAGAAAAACGCAAAAGCAUGACGGCAAAGAGAACCGCUUUCCAGCCGCUGUCCAGCUCCCGCAUCCCGGCGGAGAGGAAGGGAGCGUCUGAGUGCCUUCAUAACCCCGAGCGCUGUGCCUCUUCCCCGCAGGAGCCGGAGAAACCAGCGGCGUCCUCCUCGGGGCUUCCCGCCUUGGGGGCUGUCGGGGGCUCCGGGCCGGUGGUGGACGAGUCAUCCGACAGCGAGGGAGAGCAGGAAGGGCCGCAGAAACUCAUCAGGAAAGUCUCAACCUCCGGGCAAAUUCGGAGCAAGACGAGCGUGAAGGAAGGGCUGCUUCUGAAACAGACAAGCUCGUUCCAGCGGUGGAAAAAGCGCUAUUUCAAAUUGCGGGGACGGACGCUAUACUAUGCCAAGGAUGCCAAGGCGGGUGGCGUUUUGGCCCGCUGGCAGUAUCGGGUCUCUCGUAGCCGCGUGUGCUGGAGGGUGCUUUCCGUCUGCUGGACCGGUGCCCGCCGUCCACCGCCUGCUCUUGGCGCCAGUGGAUCGGAGGAAGGCUUGGUGGCGAUUCGGUCUCUUAUUUUCGACGAGGUGGAUCUUUCAGAUGCCAGUGUUGCCGAAUCAAGCACAAAGAAUGUCAACAACAGUUUUACGGUAAUUACACCGUUCCGAAGGCUUAUCCUGUGCGCCGAGAACAGGAAAGAAAUGGAGGACUGGAUCAGCUCACUGAAAUCGGUUCAGUCCAGAGAGCAUUACGAGACGGCACAGUUUAAUGUGGAACAUUUCUCAGGGAUGCACAACUGGUAUGCCUGCUCCCACGCUCGCCCUACCUUCUGUAACGUCUGUCGGGACAGCCUCUCAGGGGUCACUUCUCAUGGCCUCUCUUGUGAAGUGUGUAAAUUCAAGGCCCACAAAAGAUGUGCAGUCAGGGCCACCAACAACUGCAAAUGGACAACGCUGGCCUCUAUCGGGAAGGACAUCAUUGAGGACGAGGAUGGGAUUUCGAUGCCACACCAGUGGCUGGAAGGCAACCUGCCUGUCAGUGCUAAGUGUGCCGUUUGCGACAAAACCUGUGGCAGCGUGCUGCGCUUGCAGGACUGGCGUUGUUUGUGGUGCAAAGCCAUGGUGCACACGGCAUGCAUGGAUCUCUACCCCCGCAAAUGUCCCCUCGGCCAGUGCAAAGUGUCCAUCAUCCCCCCUACCGCCCUCAACAGCAUCGACUCAGACGGUUUCUGGAAGGCCACCUGUCCCCCAUCAUGCGCUAGUCCACUCCUUGUGUUUGUCAACUCAAAAAGCGGAGACAACCAAGGGGUAAAAUUCCUGCGUCGGUUCAAACAGCUGCUCAAUCCCGCUCAGGUUUUUGACCUGGUCAAUGGUGGACCUCAUUUAGGCCUUCGCUUGUUCCAAAAGUUCGAUAACUUCCGAAUCCUGGUGUGCGGUGGAGAUGGAAGCGUUGGUUGGGUCCUGUCUGAAAUUGAUAAACUAAAUCUUCACAAACAGUGCCAGCUGGGCGUUCUGCCACUGGGCACCGGGAAUGACCUGGCGCGGGUGCUUGGUUGGGGGCCGUCCUGUGAUGAUGACACUCAACUCCCUCAGAUACUGGAGAAGCUGGAGCGAGCCAGCACAAAGAUGUUGGACAGGUGGAGUAUAAUGACCUAUGAGAUUAAAAUACCUCCCAAACACAGCUGCCCCACCACACCUGAGGAGGCAGAGGACGGCCAGUUACAGAUAUCUGCUUAUGAGGAUUCAGUGGCUGCUCAUCUCACAAAGAUCUUGAACUCAGAUCAGCACUCAGUGGUCAUAUCUUCAUCAAAGGUAUUGUGUGAGACGGUGAAGGAAUUUGUGGCCAAAGUUGGGAAGUGUUAUGAGAGAAGCAGUGACAGUACGGAGGAAUCUGAUGCACUUGCUCUCAAAUGUGUGAUUCUGAACGAGAAGCUGGACUCCCUCCUGCAGACGUUGAAUUUGGAGGCGCAGGCCAUGACGCCCUCAGCCCUCACCACGCCACCCAUCGUGGAGGAGGAGGUGGAGGAGGAGGAGCUGGAGGAAGAGGAGGAUCUGAGUGAAGAGUCUAUAACGGAGCUGAAGGAGAAUGAGACUGAGAAAGGCUCUGCUCAUAAGCUCUUCAGACCCCGCGAGCAGCUUGUGCUGAGAGCCAACAGUCUGAAGAAAGUGCUCAGACAGAUCAUUGAGCAGGCAGAGAGAAUGGUGGAUGAGCAGAACGCUCACACGGAGGAGCAGGAGCUGCAGUCUCCCUCUGACUUCAGGAAGGACAGUGAGGAGGAAAACCGAGACAAUGAGAAGGACGAGGACACUAAAGAACUGGAAGCUCUGCCCUUGGCUAAGUCACUGUGUUUGCCGCCAGAGAGGCGUGUCAGUCGCAGCACGCAGUCCUGCGGCUCCUUUUCCAUCACUCCUUUCACCACAAGCAAGGAGAACCUGCCUGUCCUCAACACACGCAUCAUCUGUCCCGGUCUGCGGGCAGGUCUUGCUGCAUCCAUAGCUGGAAGCUCCAUAAUCAGUAAGAUGCUGCUUGCCAACAUUGAUCCAUUUGGUGCCACACCGUUCAUAGAUCCUGACCUGGACUCACUAGAGGGCUAUUUGGAGAAGUGUGUGAUGAAUAACUACUUUGGCAUUGGGUUAGAUGCAAAGAUCUCACUGGAGUUCAACAACAAACGUGAGGAGCAUCCGGAGAAAUGCAGAAGUCGCACUAAAAACAUGAUGUGGUAUGGAGUCCUGGGGACGAAAGAGCUUCUGCAGCGGACCUACAAGAACUUGGAGCAGAAAGUUCAGCUGGAGUGUGACGGCCAGUACAUCCCACUCCCCAGUCUCCAGGGGAUCGCUGUGCUGAACAUACCCAGCUAUGCCGGGGGAACCAACUUCUGGGGCGGCACCAAAGAGGAUGACAUAUUUUGUGCCCCUUCAUUUGAUGACAAAAUUUUGGAAGUGGUGGCUGUGUUUGGUAGCAUGCAGAUGGCUGUGUCGAGGGUGAUCAAACUGCAGCAUCACCGUAUUGCUCAGUGUCGCACAGUGAAGAUCACCAUCCUGGGAGAUGAAGGAGUGCCGGUCCAGGUGGAUGGAGAGGCCUGGAUUCAACCUCCUGGAGUCAUCAAGAUUCAGCACAAGAAUCGGGCCCAGAUGCUGACAAGAGACAGGGCAUUUGAAAACACGCUGAAGUCUUGGGAGGAUAAACUGAAAUACGACAAGCCUCCGCUGAGGCCGCACCUGUAUCCUCAGCACUCUGUGGAUCUGGCCACAGAAGAGGAGGCCACGCUCAUCCAGAUGUGCGCUCGAGCCGCAGAGGAUCUCAUCACCAGGAUCUGCGAGGCUGCCAAAAACUACCAACUCCUCGAGCAGGAGCUGGCCCACGCCGUCAACGCCUCCUCACACGCCAUCAACAAAACACACCCCAAGUUCCCCGAGAGCCUGACAAGAAACACUGCCAUUGAGGUGGCCAGCACCGUGAAGGCCCUGCACAAUGAGACCGAGUCGCUGCUAGUAGGACGAGUGCCACUGCAACUGGACCCUCCGCAUGAAGAGCUGCUGUCCAGUGCCCUGCAGAGCGUUGAGGUGGAACUGGGCAAGCUGACUGAGAUCCCCUGGCUCUACCACAUCUUACAGCCCAAUGACGAGGAGGAUAACUCGCUUGAGUACGGAAAAAGAAACAGUCGGAGUGGCAUGUUUCGCAUAGUGCCAAAGUUCAAGAAAGAGAAAGCCCCAAAGAAGUCCAGCCCACAGUCAGUUCAGAGGUGGGGCACUGAGGAGGUGGCCGCCUGGCUGGAGCAGCUCAGCUUGGGAGAAUACAAAGAGACCUUCAUCCGCCACGACAUCCGCGGCUCAGAGCUCCUGCACCUGGAGAGGAGAGACCUCAAGGAUCUGGGGAUCUCGAAGGUGGGUCAUAUGAAGAGAAUUCUCCAGGGAACUAAGGACUUGGCCAAGAGUUCGAUGGUGGACCUGUGAGAGACGUCAACACACAUUCCGUUCGUGAGCGAAGAGGAGUUGAAGCGGGAGCUCCGGCGUGGGAAGUGCUUUGCUGUCGUGGAUCUCUGUAGGAAUAGCUUGUAGAAAAGCUAGGGAUGUUUGUUUUAGAGCAAGUGCUGGUGCCAAAAUCAACAAGGAUUGUGUCCGAGACUUUUAGCCCCAUAGAAAAGCCAUUCCCCACUUAUCGCAUCAAUGGCACAAUCAGGUAUGCAAUUCUCAUCGUGACCUCUGGCCUCUUUUACAGAUUCCAAAUCAAGUAGCAGAACAGGACUUCCAAACCGAGAGGAGAGGAGCACACGGCCUCUGAGUAGCUCACUGGCUCUUUGCCUUGAGGUAGAUGGCAACAAUAGGAGGGCAAUGUGAUGUGUCAGCAAUAUUCUGCUUUUGACAGCACUGUUUACAUUUUAAGGAGAUGGGAAAAAGACUGCUGGAGUAUCGCAAUCAUAGUAGUGCUGCGGUGCAUUCCAGGAAAGGUCAAAAGGGGUUUCCUUCGCCAGUGAAAUACCGAUGCAUGGUCUGCUUGCUAUAUUUGGAUAGCUGUUUUAUUGCAUGAUCUGCGUCUUGUUUUUUAUUGUACAAACUAACACUUGAACAAGUUUUAUAUGAAUUUAGUAUAAUGCCAUUUGUUACUACUGAAGCAUCCCUUUGGUCUAAGUAGACUGCUGAUUUAUUUCUAUUUAUCUGUCUGCAUGGAAACCUUGUGUCAAAAGCAGUGUCAUGUGCCAUAUUUAUUGUCAGAUGAGCUUUAUUGGUAAGAAACGUUUUAAUCUUACAGUAUGACGUUAGAUAUAAGUCAGUGAAAUAAGUACCAAAGCGAAUGUCCCCCUGGUUUCUUUAAGACAUUUCCCCCUAAAAUAAUUGAAAUAUUCAUCAAAAAUGGUCAAAUCUGAAGUAGUUCAGAAAAACAUGAACAUGGCGACUCUUUGUAGCUUAAAAUAUAUUAUUAUACAUUAGUUGAAAUAGGACUUCUAUUGUUUUGAAUAAGAAAUUGCAGUUGACCUGCAACUUUACAUAGUUGAUAUUUACUGAGUUCAGGAACCCAGUGCAAGUUUGAUAGGAUCAUCUACAUUUGGUUGAUGGCAUUACAGGGUAUAAGAGAUCGUUUGUUUGUUAAUAUAUGCACUGUAUAUAUACGUUUAAAAAGUCCAGUUAUGAGUAAAGCCUUUGUAUAAUAGAACGCUUACAUGAUAUUAUCAGAUGACACAUUUAUUUGUGUAUAGAACACCAUAACACCUUUGUGAAUUAUUCUGUUUAGUAAUCGCCUUUACAAGUUAAGUGCUGUUGUACUCAAUGGAAGGUGCAAUAUUGUAUUUAUUUUGAUACAGUCCUUCUCUGUGAAGCUUUAUUAUGUGAGGUUUUUCCAUGGAAAACUAAAAAGAUAAACUUCACACACUCCUCUUUUUUUUUUCGGUUUUGGAUUAAGGUGGACUUUAGGUCAGACAAAUCAUGCCAUGUUCUCUUCAAAAUUCACAAAUCUUCCAUAAGCAAAUUGCUGAUUCUGUCUAACCGUGCUUCCAGGAUAAUUUGCUAGACGGCUGGAUGUUUCCCCACACCGACUAUAAAACUGUUGUGCCUCUAUUUUUUCUGUAAAAUGGAAAAUUUCGAGCUCGGAGCGCCACGUAGUUCUACAUAAGCCAACCUGACCAUCAGUGCACGUGGGACUCAUAACAGUGGAUUUUUGUUGAUGUUAUAAUAUAAUGUUCCUCUAGAGGGUGUUCGAUAACGUCAAAGUAGUACUUGAUAUACUGUAUAUACAGAGCGAAAGAGAGAAGUGUUGAAAAGGAUGUGGUGCUCCCAAACAAGAAAUGCUAUUCUACCCACAAUUUACCUGAAUUGAGAAUUCAAACAAAUAUGGAGGAUGAGAACAGACCUGGAGGACUGGCUUUGGUCUGUUGGGUGGAACUGAGCAGGAUGUUUUUAAAAAGAAAAAUACACAUUUGAAGAGUUUGCUGAGAGUUUAGGCAUUAUUAUCAAAUGAUGGGACUAAAAAUUUGACUUAAUUAAUGACAGCAUUCCUUAAUCAACUUUAGAUUACAUUAGUGGUUCUCAACUGUUUUUGCUCCAGGAUUUCACCUUCAACAUCACAUGGUGCCAAACACAGGGCCGAAUAGUUUAUUGUACACAAAGGAAUAACAAAAUGUCCUUAAAAGUCAUUAAUAUUAUCAUGAACUCCAUAGAACACUGACAAUAUUGUGAAUGCGCAAACAGUAGAAGUGUGAUUUACACUUUUUAUAGCUUGUGUGUUUGGUUUCUAAAAGUCAGUUGAUGGUUUUGAUAGUUUUGUGCUCUCGGCAGCCAAUAUUUCACCACACAAAACACAUUGUGGUCUGCACAAACCAUGUUUAUUCUUGUUGUAAGUGAACCCGUAUUUAAUGUAAUUUGGCAUUUUCCAUAUUGCCAUCUGCGCAUUAUGUCUAGUCUCCACCAAAUGAAAGAUGAACUUAAUACCCUCCAGUUUGAUUGGACGCAUAAUGCUAGACGUACAAAUUGAAAGAUGAGGAAAACAUUUUCUCCUCUCUUUUAAAAGUUGAUAAACCUUUUUAUAUUUCUAUCCUAACUACACACAAUUAUACAGUUAAUGGCAUUCUAGCAGUUGAGAACCACUUGCAUCCAUAAUAAAGGCACAACAGUGCGGCCUGCUUUUUUCAGCAAUUGCGGUUUAAUAGGCAACUAAAUGUAUCUUCCUGUCUUUUCUCAGUAGUGAGCAUCUGCUGAGAUUUCAGCAUUUGCCUUUAGGCAUUUCGGGUUGGCUGUUUAAUGGCAGGCCCAUGUGAAAUCUGCGCCAGCAGAACCCUGCAAAAACCUCUGAAUAUUGGGAUGCACAUCAAGUUUUACACAUUCCCUUUCACUUGUGUACUCCUUUAUGAAAUAUUUACGCCAGCUAAAUGCUUUCAUCUACCACUUAGUCUCUGGAUAACACAUUUGACCUUUUUAAAAUCCAUUCACAGAUAAGUUCUCCAAAAUCAGUGCAUCUGGGCUUAUUCAUAUGUGACAGAAAAAUAAAAAACUGUAAUCUGAUAAACUUUUGAUCCAACAAUCAAAUGGUCCAUUUAUAGCAACAGUUCUGUUUGUGGUUGUAUAAAAUCAAAACAUAUGUGCACAUACAUCCACGCAUUCCGAAACACGACUGAAUGUAUUGAUAUGCUUAUCAGAUAUGCAUUUCUGAGUGACCGCAUUACAAAACCUAAUUACCCCAACUAGCUAGAAUCAUUACCAAAGACUCAAGAUCAUUUCCAGAACACUAUGAAGCUCCCCGAAGCCCGGUUUAAUUGGCCUUAACAUGAUCUCUUUUUGACAGCUCUAGCAGAUCGACCUUGUAUAUGGUGCCUCUGUAUAGUUCAUUUGUUCACAACAGACUCAAAUCACACAAGUGCAGUCUUCCUCUCUUUGCCACACUAAACACAUGUGCACAUAAUCACAUGAACCUCAGUUCAGUUCUCAAGCCACCACAUGAGUGUUUUACAUUGGACUAUGAGUGACAGUAGGCUUCGGCUUAUGGUGAACAUAAAGCUGUAAACUGCCUGGUUUUUCACAAACAAAUUAAUUUGAGGAAUUUGUAGACCAAGGUAACAUAUCUUUGACAUAAUUUAUAUCCAGUAAGAGAAGUGCGAUGCGAGUUUCAUUUGUUUACAUUGUGUUUACAAUGGCACAGUUUCAUUUUUAAGACUACAUGUAUAGGUAUAUUUACAAUAAUUGCAUAUUUAUUAAGGUUAAACAACUGAUGUGUAUGUGUUUUCACUAUUGGGAUAUAAUGUUACGGUUGUCACUUGUAUUGAUAUCUGGAUGAUUUUGGUAAGUAGUAGGUAAUUUUUAUGACUACUAAGUGACUGUUUUCUGUGCCUUUGUAGAUGCAUGGUUAACUAUUUAUUACAAUAUGGAGGUCACUGAGAUGUGUAUUUUUGUAUCCUGAUUAAAUAAGUGUUUCGAUUUUGAUGUACAUUUUGAGGUGGUAAAAUGCUGCCAGUUGAUAUCUUCCUUCUUCAAUAAAAUUGAAUGCAUACACA